Molecule: messenger RNA, 1834 nt
Organism: Lactuca sativa (garden lettuce)
Lineage: Eukaryota; Viridiplantae; Streptophyta; Magnoliopsida; Asterales; Asteraceae
Biological process (GO): transmembrane transport; metal ion transport
Cellular component (GO): membrane
Molecular function (GO): metal ion transmembrane transporter activity
Source: RefSeq, a predicted model, not a curated record
UUAAUAUAUAUUAUUUGUUUCUGAUGCAGACAUAUUAUAAAAUUAUUCAAAUCUGGAAGAUGAACUUUCGUGGAAGCUGCUCGAUUAUGUGAAGACAGCCGAUGUCUAUGGUCUUCCCAAAUUGCUCGGGUGUUAUCCGUUUACCUCAUUUUUCUUCUCGUGUCCUCCGUCCCACAUCAUUUUCUAAAAUUCAAUCUUCAGAAUAAUACUUUCUUUUUGGUAAUUUCAAAUGCUAAGAUUGUAAUCUAUAACAUUGCUUUAGCUUCGUAUAAUCUAGUUCACAGAAAAAAGUCGUCGGCUUUAAUGAGUUCAUCACAUUGUAGAUGGGUAGCGACGAUGUGAACGAAGAGGAAACCGAAGCAACAUCACCCACUCGCGAUCAUCACCUUCUGAGGCGCCCCUUUCGAACUCGUUACCCUGGUCAGGUUAGACUAAAAGCAUACAUCUUCGACGGAUUUGGUGAAUACUGUGAUAAAGAUUGGGAUUUAAUCGAAGGAAAUGGCAAAAAAUUCUGUUGGUAUCAUGUCGAACUUCCGAAAGGGAAUCAAAAGCUUUCUCAAUCAGCACAAUACCUAAUCGAUGUUCUUUGUCCACCAUUAAAGCUUCAAGACAUUCUUUCUUUAGUUAGCAAUGGACCCUAUUGUGCGCAUGUUGAUGGAGCUCUUGUAUUUAGGGUUAAUUCACCUGGUCCAGCUUCUAGCAAGUUUACAUUUCGAUUAGCUGCUAGAAUUACAGAGAAUUCGGUUAUUACUGUGUCAUUGGGUCGGGUACCCAGAUUGGGGUUUUCACCCGUGGGUCAAUCUUUGCUUACUGAGAUUCCAAGUGUUGAAAGUCCGAGCCCUAAAUUUGGUGAUGAAAUGGUGGAUAGAGGUGGGAUUGUGAUUAAGGAACAUGUUCUUGACUUUUUGUUGACUAUGAAUCAUUCAGAGGAGGCUGAUAAUCCUGUUCCUAGAUCUGUAUCGAAUCUUGUUGUUCAUGUUAUUGAUACACAUGUGGAUCAUCUUGAAGAUGUUGUUACUAAACUUGAGAUUGGGCUGGAUUCUGUUGAACUUGAUUUGGAUAAAGGUGGUUUUUCUUUGAAGAAGCAAUUGUUGAAUGAUAGACGAUUUCCAAAAAUGCUUCUAGAUUUGCAACGCCUCUUGCAGGUGAUUGCACAUGGGGAACAAGUGUUCCCAAGAGUGAAAGAAAAGUGUUCAACAAAAAGUUGGUUUGCAAAUGAAGAUAUCAAUUCACUUGAAGAGUUAAUUGGGCGACUCAGAAGACUAAAAGACAAUGUUGGCUUCAUAAGCAACCGAGUCAAAGCUGUCCAGGCUGGACUUGACAGCUGGCAGGCCGAACAAAUCAACAGAAAACUAUAUUGUCUCUCUUUCCUCUCAAUCAUCUUCCUUCCUCUAUCCAUCAUCACAGGAGUGUUUGGAAUGAAUGUGGGAGGUGUACCUUGGACACAACAAAAAGAUCCGAAGCUGAAAAUCGGGUUUAGAAAUGUCAUGUUGCUUUGUGUGGCUACAUUAGUUUUUGUGCUUUUAUGUUUCUUGUUUCCAUUUUUAUAUAGCCGAUUAAUGGUAUGGAGAAGACAAAGAGCAUUAAAAAGAAAUUGGUCUUUUAAUCGGAGAUCUUUCCAUAGAAGAACCAUGGGAGGUGGAGAAAGAGGAGGUUACCUUCGACUUUGAAGCCAAUCAAGCAGAAUCGAAUUUGUUUUUGAUUUAAUUUGUUCUAAAGUUUCUUUGUAUCAUCACAAUUUUUUAGCAAUAGUUAAUUGGUCGUGUACGAAAUAACUUUUAUCCAUAAAUCCUACUUAAAUUUAUACAAAAGCUUAAUUAGAACUUGCUUUCGA